This is a messenger RNA of Ylistrum balloti, 4602 nucleotides long. RefSeq names its product cellular retinoic acid-binding protein 2-like. NCBI's taxonomy places the organism in Eukaryota, Metazoa, Mollusca, Bivalvia, Pectinida, Pectinidae. Gene Ontology annotation, biological process: fatty acid transport. The coding region runs from base 801 to 1226 and encodes 141 amino acids. The record is from RefSeq and is a predicted model, not a curated record. The transcript is spliced from 4 exons. Gene Ontology annotation, molecular function: fatty acid binding. Gene Ontology annotation, cellular component: cytosol; nucleus.
UCUGGUCUAUGUGAACGUCAUAUCAAGUACAUUUAAUUAGCUGUGGGAUUGUGGAAUAGUGUACCUGUUUCGCAUGUUUUGCAUCACACAAGUGUGCGUUUGUAGUAUUUGUACCUGUUCGUGUUCUAUCACCUUUUACUACAAUACUUGGUGAUGAUGCCAGCUUUUGUCUAAUUGUUUAAGGAGUGCUAAUAUUGUGUCUCACUAAGGUCGGCAUUGACAUCAGUAUCUACAGAUACGUGAGUUAAUGACAGGACGAUAUUAACGGAUGUACGGAUUUUUGUCAUGAUUUGUCACAAUGGGAUUAACGUAUUUAGAAUGAUAAGCAUAUUCACCCUGUGACAUUACUUCAUCUGUGAUUGACAUAUGAAACCGAGAACUAAAUCAUAUACUUACGGUUCAAAUGUUAAGCGCUAGCUGCAAUGCAAUACAGAAGAUAAUUACAGAAUAAGUGACACCGAGAUUUGAAUUUUACAUCUAUGUGUCAACUAGACUUUAUUGUAAUUCUGUAACGACACAGGAUCCAUAUCAACUCUGCUGUUUGUUCUCGUCUACGUAUACUAUUCAGACAUUAAUCUGUCGUCUGGCGUAAAUGCAGGUUCCCGCGAUAUUUCUUGUGGGAUAAUUCUCUGAAAUCGACAUCUGUCGUCUGCAAUUCUCGCGUGCAACUUAUAACAAAUCUGUGAGUUACAGAAAAUCAAAAGAGACCUUAUCGCCUGCUUCAUAAAAGAGCGUUUGGUUAUAAAUACUUAAAAGGGAUUUAACAACUCUUAACAUCGAUCAUUGUAAAACGUUCCAAAAUGGCUCUGGAGGAAAUACGUGCAGAAUUAGGUGGAAAAUGGAAACUGGAUAGAAGUGAGAAUUUUGAUGAAGUCCUAAAGGAAUUGGGGUUGAACAUAGUGUUCCGGAAGAUGGCUGCUGUAGCCAAACCUGUUAUAGAAUUCACCGUUGAAGAUAACGUUGUAAAUCUCAUAUCAAAAGUCAGCUUCUUCAACCAAGUAAUGACCUUUAAACUUAACGAAGAGUACACACAGAGCUUUGAGGGGUUAGAUAUGAAUUGUUAUUCAAGGUGGGAAGACAAAAAACUGAUAACGGACGCCAAACCCGUGGUAGAAGGGAAAGGGAAACCUCAGCGAUUCCAGAGGGAGAGGAUUAAUGAUGAACUAGUACAGACAAUGACUGUCGGUGAUGUGGUUUGCACGAGAGUAUUUACAAGGGUUAACUGAGAGAGACGAAUUACUUUGACCACAGAAUCAGCCGAGUUACGUCCGAUAAUGCUGAUAUACGAGUUAUCUCCCUUUAACAGCCACCUACCGAUAAGAACUUCAGGAUUUCAACAAAAAACAUAGUUCUUCGUUACAAUUUGUUCCAUAUGUACGUUGUUUUUUUUAAACAAAAUGAAAAUCCAAAAAUUCAUAUUUAUAUCGUAAAACAUAUAAUAUUGAUGGAUAUUUAUACAAAAACAUUAAGGUUGAAGUGGCACAAUAAGGUUUUCGCUUACGAUAAUAGAGACCAACUGUUUGCAAUAUUUUUGCUAUUUUUUUUUUUUUAGAUUUUUUUUAGAUUUUUUGUACGUAAAACUAUAACGAAAUAAUGACGAUAAGACAAAGGUUAGUGUUGUCUGACUCGUUUACAAUACCUUAACAUGCAUAUGUCUGCAUUACAAAGUGUAAUUCUACACGUAAUAGACUUUGUGACUUACCAACACUCACCAAUUUUUUUCAGGGAGUAGUCUGGCCUUUUAUUUCUCCUAACCCCAAUUUUGGUGUCCUUAGAUUCUGUAUAUGACAUAAGAUAUUGUAUUUAUAAAACUGAAUAAGUUUUUUUCAUUUUUAUUUUUUUGUGGGAAGAGCGUUUAUGAAGGUUUCACAAGGACACAACAGGAACAAACGUUAAUUUCAGUUUAUCUAUAAUUUAUGGCUAUGCUUUCUUUUCAAUUGUUCAGAAAUUCGAUCGUGAUAAGUAACAGACUUUUAAAUACAUGGUAUAGCUUACAUUGUGUAAUGUUGGGAUGGUAAGAUUUAUCCUCCAAAAACCCAGAUAUAGAGUUCCAAUGUCUGAUAUUUGGUUAUUAAAAGUGUCCAGAUAUAAAGAAUUCCAAUGUAUGAUAUUUGGUAUAUACCUUUAAGAUAUUCGUUAUUAAAAGUGUCCAGAUAUAAAGAAUUCCAAUGUCAGACAAUAAGUAUGUACUUGUAAUUUUCCGAUAUUCGAUUUUAAAAGUGUCUGGAUAUGUAUGGUUUCAGCUUUUUAUGUCAUAGAUUCAGUUCAAUAAAUAGUUCUUACGUGAAAAUAAACCGAAUAUAACAGAUAACUAUGUCAAACGUUCCUGACUCGGCCAUGUUAAAACGGUAAACGUGAGGAGUUAAUUAAUCCGAUGUAACACGUAUUCCGAUCUCUGAUCCGGAUAUAUACGAUUCAUAAUUCAGAUCCAUUAGUGUCCCUAUUGGUACAUUUCCUAGGUCUAGUGUUAAAGUGUCCACAUUCGCAUAGUUCCUAGGUAUGCUGUAGUGAUAUCCAGACUUGCACAAAUCGUGGGCCUGAUGUUAAGCAGUUCAGAUAACUAUGGUUCCUGAUAUAAACGUGAAAGUGUCCAGAUUCAAUGGACCCUGGGUUUGAUGUAAUACUGUCCAGAUUCAUGUAGAUCCUUAUCCGGUUCCUAGGGCUGGUGUAAAAGUGUUUAUAUUAAGAUAGUUCCGAUGCCUGCUAAAUCCAUCCAUACACAGUUCGGAAGUCAGACUUGGAAAUGUCAGGAUAUGUACCAUUCAUGUUACUUGACUUUAUAAUAACCAGACAUGUUCAGUUCAUAUUAUUUCAUGUAAAAGGGUCGAAAUACACGUGAACAUGUUUUAAAGAAUCUAAUGUUUAUUGUUUUUUUCCGUACGUGGAUAUACCGGUAUUUGGACAUCUACAGAAUUAGUCAUUUCAAUUUUAACAGCGCGAUAAAAUGAUGACAUGAAAUAAAAACAUUAAAAUAAAUAUCCGAAACGCAAAUCUUUCACACUUAAACGAUCAAUAAUAUGUGUCAGAAAUAUCCGAAACGCAAACAUGACAACGAUCAAUGAUAUGAAUAAUUUGUGUCUGACGUAAUAUUUACUCAAUAUCAAAUCAAACAAGUCGCAAUUUGUUUUACUUGACAAGUUAACAUAACAAAUAAAAACUUAGUAAUGCUUGUAUGUUAUACAUAAGUAUUACAAUAUGAUGAUAUUGCUGUUUGCGAUACUGACAUCGGGUACAUGAAAAACAUCUGUACACAAAUAUAUGUAUGUAUUGCUUCGUUUGUAACGCUAGCCUUGGCCUGUUGUGUCUUACUUGUACUGUAUCAUUACCAUAAUUUUCUAAAGAUCUUUACAAAUUUAUAUUUAAACCUAUUAUCAUAAAUUCAUUCUUAUGACAAUAUUUGGUACAGUUAACUGUACAUGGUAUAAGUUCAUCUGGCUUAAAAGCUUUUUAUCUGUUCUUGGUAUUCUAUGUAGUGUGUAUCUGUCUAGUUACAUGUGUCCUGAUUACAGUCAUGGUCAAUUUAAUGCGACUACAUGUCAAAGAUAAAUAUUAUACCAUAAUUAUCUUUAGUCCAAGCACAGUGAACGCUUCAUAUCUGUUAUCCUAAACAUGACAAAUGCUUCUUACGUCGCGUCAUGAAUAAUAGCGUACCUGACACUUGGAUUGACCUAGAUUUACACGGCGGAUGAAGCAAAAAUAUUCUCACCAUUCUGGAACACCUGGUCUUAAUCUCCUUGUACUUGUUCAGGAGUCUCCGUGUAAAUCUUUUGUUUAUAUUUCACCCUAUUUGCAUUGUAAUUUUAAUUAAAAUUCUUCUGUCGACAGGUCGGUUAUUUUCCUAUUUGUGUUAUUAGACAGGUUACUAAAUAUUGAAAGGGGGGAACUUACAUGCUUCUUAUGCUAAUUGCGUUGUUAUUGUGUGAACUGUACCAAGCUUAUAAAAAGUAUUGCAGAAUAGAUUUCAAACUUUUUUUUUAAACUUUUAUCAUUAAAAAUCUUAAUUCUAGAUACUACAGGAGAUAUAUAGUUCUCUUUCAUAAGACGGUUGUUUUGUCAAUAAACAUCAGGCCCUUAUACAAUUUAUCUAAAUUUUAAAAAAAAAAUCAUAUCAUUAAAAAUCACACAAAUUAUUAAUCUCAGGUAAGAUUACCCUUGGAAGAUCUAAUAUCUACAAUGUAUUAAAAAUGUACUUCACGUCAGUAUUACACAGGUUAUAUAAACUGUUGUUGACAGAAAUCUUUGGUCAGGAUUGUCUUCCGGUUUUUUAAUUCAAGGGCAGAUAACCCCCUCUAAAAUGAAUUCAAUAGUACUUUUUUUGAAACAUAAAUUUGUUACUAGACAAACACAUAUAUGUCAGCGUCAAGAAUGACUCGGAGGAUGGAAUUAAAUUCCUGUUUGGACUCACUUUUGUUUGUAUCUAUUCGAUCAGCCCAAAUAUUUGUUACAAUCAAUUAUUUUGGUUAAUUUAUAUCAUCCCAUCAUAUCUCUGACAUGAAGGAUAUACAUAGUCGUCUCCUCUAACUUGGUGUUACAAGCGACAGACCUUAAUACUGUUGGUGUGGUAAGAUGCUUUGUGUUAAUAAAUAAGUGAUGUAGAAGUUA